AUGUCCGAUAUAAUCCAACCAUUAAGGAAAGGUACCUUUGGAUGUGCGCCCGCCCUCUGCACGCCGCAACUCUCCCCGGACCGCGUAUAUUUUGCCACUAGUAAGUUGCUAACCCAAGGUAACCCGACCGACGCAAACGAACGCUCGCCAGUCAUCGAGCGGCCGCCGUAUGCGAUGCUACCUCACUGUUUUAAGUUCCUUAUACUGAUCUCGAUUUAUGCUUGUGGUGUGUUUAUGUUGGGAUCGCGGCGCCCGUUCCGUUCGGCGUGUUGGAGGGACGUCGCCCUCGAAGAAUUCUAG
Danaus chrysippus (African queen) is the source of this 300-nucleotide messenger RNA. NCBI's taxonomy places the organism in Eukaryota, Metazoa, Arthropoda, Insecta, Lepidoptera, Nymphalidae. The record is from the annotation of a GenBank genome assembly.